AAAGACCAAUCUGACCACUCCAAGAUCCGUCCUUCUCAUUCAAUCUUGUUCAGUUCUGACGGCUACCAGUUCAGUAUUUCUAUCAUCCAAACCACAUGUCCUAAAUACUCCAUUUCCGCGAUGCGCUGGGCGCCACUCGUCCAUCGUCACCCAUCCUUCCGACACCAUGCCUUUGGAUGCCAACGAGAAACACUCAAUAGGCCUCGCUCGCGAUAGACCGCAAAAUCAGAGCCACUCGGACUUCAACAACGAAGAUGUUCAAGAUUCAUGUCGAAUAUGCCGCGGUGAGGGGACUGCAGCCCAACCCCUCUACUACCCGUGCAAGUGCAGUGGUAGCAUAAAAUACGUUCACCAAGAGUGUCUGAUGGAAUGGCUGUCUCAUUCUCAGAAGAAAUAUUGCGAGUUAUGCAAGACAUCUUUCCGCUUCACCAAGCUCUACGAUCGUUCUAUGCCCGCCAAUCUACCCAUCCCUCUCUUUGUCUCUCAACUCUGUCGUCAUGGCAUCACUGCUUUCUCUCGAUACGCUCGUUACCUAGUGGUCGGCCUCAUUUGGACCUGCUGUCUGCCCUGGUGCAUUCGACAAAUCUGGCGUGGUCUGUUUUGGCUCGCCGAUGGAAAUUGGCUCGACGCUGACGAUACCUAUACCGCUCUCGUCAAUACGACCAACACUUCUUCAUCCUUUGCCACUCCGACCUCAAACCCAGUGGUCUCAGACUUCAACAUUCCGCCAUCCUUCGAGAACGUCAAAUUUGUCCUACCCCCUAUGCAGUUCUCCCUCGCCGAUGUCGCUCGACUGCUCACCAGCCAGGGUCUGAUUGGUAGACUGCUUCAGCUCUUCCUAUCACUCAUCCUACCUGGCUCUGGACAAGCCACCGGUCCGCCUGGUGCAUCAGACUCACCCUAUCAGUCUUUCCGUCCUCCCUCGCUUUUAUCCGAAGUUCACUUUAUUGCACACUGGUCCACCUCCUCGGCCAUAAACAAUGCCACCAUUGACAUCGUUGAAGGACAGCUGAUCUGCAUAUCACUCGUCACUGCCUUCAUCCUCGUCUUUUUGAUCCGCGAAUGGGUCAUUAACCAGCAGCCCAAUUUAAACAUUCCAGAUGCCGAUGUAGUCGAGCAUCAAAACCCCAUUCCACCACUUCAGCCUGCAGAUAACCCCCCCGCCCGCCAGCCUGGCCGACCAAGGGCUCAUCCUCGCCGUGGAAACCCUCAAGAUGGUGCUGGUGGGAGAGCUGAUGGAGAACUUGCUGCCCGCCCAAUUGCCGUCCCACGCGCUCGCCGAGCUCUUACAGACGACAACAUUACCUUCGCCACCGCUCCCGGAAGUGACGUUGAGAGUCUUCAUACUCUCCAUCGAGCUGAAAGUACCCCGCCAACUUCAGCAGACCUUGUAGAUCGUGAAGGCUUUGGUGAACUAGAUUCCAGCUCUCUCAACUCGGAACACUUUAUGUUUGCUCAGCAGACUCCCAACAAUUCCAUCCUCGUCCAGAGUCAGUUUGAAGUUAUUCAUGACGAUGCAGAGGGUGAACAUCCCAAUCCUUCAAUGCCCCAUUCCCGAACAGACGACAAUGUCGGAUUCGGGCAAUCUUCUGCUCACAGUGCUCCAGACGACCGUGAUUCAAAUAUCAACCGGUCCGUUCUGGGAUUGGACAACUUGUCAUUACAUGAUGAAAGAGCCUUACAAGCCCAGGAUAUUGUGUAUGGCACCAAUUUCGAGACCGCUGUUCCAACCCCUGCGGACGUGGGCUCAGAUGAAGCAUUGGUCCCGCCUGCUGGUUCUAGCAACAACGAUAUCGACACGAUUACUGCCGCUUUACCCCUCGAACCUCGCGGUCCGGACAGCCCCAGUUCAUCCAUCGUCGUUGCCACCCCGGCCCGCCUGGAGGAUCCGAUCGAGGAAGCUUCUCGACUGCAAAAGAUUUCGGCAUGGUUUUGGGAGCUCGAUGAAAACCUGGACCCAGCACCUAUUGAGGCCGCUAACGAAGGACAUGAUGUUGAGCAGGUCGUUGAUGACGUCCAAGCGGAAGCUCCUUUCGUUCCAAACCACAAUCGAGAACCAAUCGUAAACCUCUUGCCUCCUGGCCCAGAAGUUCUGCCUCAAGCCCCUGAACUCCCAGAGCAAAAUGCUGUUUUUGGCGUUGACCUCAAUGAUCCCAACGCUGUGGAUGACGCAGAAGAUCUUGACGGAAUUCUAGAGCUCCUUGGGAUGGAGGGUCCAUUGAUCGGCAUGGUUCAGAACAUCGUCUUCAGCCUUUUUCUCAUCACCGUUACACUUUCCGCAAGCAUCUGGUGUCCUUACAUCUGGGGCAAGAUUGCUUUACUGUUCAUUUUGAACCCUGUGGGAAUGCUGGUCAAGGCUCCGCUGUUCGCCUUGUCAAGGGCUGCAGAUAUCGUCGUUGAUGUCAUCUUUUUCGUCAGUGGCCUCGCUGGACUGGUGCUCAAUCCACCGCUUAGACUUCUCAGGACCCUCGGCAUGUCCGUUUUUCCAGCAAUCGGCUCAUUCAUCAACCCUGAGGCUCUGCAGGCCUUUACUCUGGACCUGAGUCAGAAAAGUGGCACACGGCUCGAGAAAACUUUGGCUGGUGCCAUCACAAACUUAAAACCAGACCUUCCAUCGUUCUCGAUGCUAUCACACUACGCCUUGAGGACACUGAGAGCAAAUAUCAAAGAAUUAUUGCGCACCACUGGCACUUUUGUGCUGCAACUUCAGUCAUUCCUCUCUGGUGAUGCGUCAAGCCCGCGGUCCAUCGCGGCGGCUUCUCUUCGAUUUGUGUCCAAUCUCCCGCAUAUCGCAACUACAACUGCGCAUUGGUUUCUCGACUGUGCGUACAAUCUACAAGACUUUGUCAUCAAUUUCAAUGUGGAACCACCUAUGCGGCCCGAUUUCGUGGAUGACGCCCCGGUGGCUUGGAGCACUGAAGACAGAAUUACUACCAUCAUAUUAGGGUACAUCUUCUUCUUGGCUGCUGGUGUUGCUUUCCUGAAGCUGGCUCAUCUUGUGCUUGGACUCCAAGAAAAUGAAAAGGUCGAAGGCUACUUUGCGGACUCGCUGAGGCAGACUGGAGGAGUCAUGAAAGUCAUCGUUAUCAUUGGAAUCGAAAUGCUGGUGUUCCCUCUUUACUGUGGCUUGCUCCUCGACAUUGCUCUGCUGCCACUAUUUGCCGAUGCCACCAUCGCCGGCCGUUUGGCUUUCAUGGCCCGGGCACCAUUCACAGGUAUAUUCAUCCACUGGUUCAUCGGCACCUGCUACAUGUUCCAUUUCGCCCUUUUCGUGUCGGUUUGCAGAAAGAUACUCCGCAAAGGUGUUCUAUACUUCAUACGCGAUCCAGAUGACCCCACUUUUCAUCCAGUGCGGGAUGUUCUGGAACGACCGGUACCGACUCAGUUAGGGAAGAUCGCUUUCUCCGCCCUGGUUUAUGGCGGAUUAGUUAUGGUCUGCUUAGGCGGAGUUAUCUGGACCUUGAAUUCGACGGGCAUCGUUUUCCCUAUCCAAUGGUCGACCGCGGAGCCAAAGCUGUCAUUCCCUAUCGACAUCGUCUUCUACAACUUCAUGCUUCCUUUGUUCCUUCGGAAGACUGAUCCAUCCAAAAAGGUUCAAGCCAUGUAUAAAUGGUGGUUUCGUCAAUGCGCCAGGAAGCUAAGGCUUUCUGCUUUCCUUUUCGGAGAGGAUCGUCCUGAGGAGAAGAUUGAACACCCAGGGAGUAAACUGUCUUUGAUCUUCCAGCUCUUGGCUUCACGCUCAAACACGCCUCGUGAAGGAAAAUAUGUUCGUGCACCAGCUUCUGACUCUGUGCGGAUUCCUCGUGGCCAACAAGUCUUCCUCGACGUCACCGAAGACAACCAACGCCUUGAUAAUGCACCGGACCAUGAUCUCGGCAUCCACGGCAGAAACGAUGAGAGAUUCGUCAAAAUCUACCUUCCCCCCCAUUUUCGAGCGAGAAUCGCUACAUUCAUCCUCCUUCUCUGGGCAUUUGCCGCCACUACCGGUGUUGCCGUCACCAUUGGUCCUCUGCUAUUGGGGCGGAGCAUUCUUCACUGGUUAUCUAGGUCGAACCGUCUUCCGAAUGACCUAUAUGCCUUCACAGUGGGUCUACAUCUGUCUGCAGCAAUGGCAUUUACAGCAUUCUAUGCUCGACAAAGUGCCGCUAAGAUCUCUCUGAACUCCGGGCAUUGGCUCAGCUUCUCUCGAGCGGCGAUUGCCCAGGCUUUCUCUUUUAUGCGAUACCUCCUCGGGCUGGCGUACCUGGCAACUUUUACAAGCGUUGUUCUUCCAGCAGGACUUGCCGUUAUAACGGAGCUCUAUAUUUUGCUUCCGCUAUUCGACUAUAUGAGCUUACGGAAACCUGAUCAGAGCUCCACAAUAAGUAAGGAUUUUGGUGGUCGUACUGCGACCAUUUUUAUCCUCCAGACUUGGACCCUAGGCAUACUGUAUCUGCGCCUUCUACUCCGUCUGUUUCUCACCUAUUUUGCCAGGGAUACACAGGCUGCAAGAGCGAUUCAAGCAAUUGGACGGAAUGGGUACAUGCGGCCAGACGUCAAACUGGCAACCCGGGCUCUCGUGAUCCCGCUGACCGUGAUUUUCACACUCCUCCUCGUGACACCGGUUGGAAUUGCAAGGGUUGCCAUUCUUGUAUCACGAAUACAGGAUGAACAGACCAGAACUCAAGUCUAUCGUGCAGCAUAUCCAGGUCUUCUUGGAUUAUGUGUCCUUUGGUAUGCAUGCUGGUCGGUGAAACAAGUGAUCACGGGGUGGAGAAUCAAAAUUAGGGAUGAAGUAUAUCUGAUUGGCGAGAGGUUGCACAAUUUUCAUGAACCCAAGCCUGAAGUCAAGAUCUUGAGGUUGGGGAAACAGACAUGAAUGAGGUUUGAAGGGUGUCUCGGCAGUGUUGGCCUCUAGUCGAGAAUGGACAUCGGAUACAUAGCGAUUGCGAGUUAUGUUAGAGAAAUCUCCUGGGCGGAAUUAAUAGACGAAACUAUAACUAGGUAGAGAAUUGUGAUAGCGAUAAGAUGUGUC
This is a messenger RNA of Exophiala mesophila, 5014 nucleotides long. RefSeq lists its product as uncharacterized. Bases 167 to 4858 code for a protein of 1563 amino acids. Gene Ontology annotation, cellular component: endoplasmic reticulum membrane. Lineage: Eukaryota; Fungi; Ascomycota; Eurotiomycetes; Chaetothyriales; Herpotrichiellaceae. The transcript has a single exon. Gene Ontology annotation, molecular function: zinc ion binding. The record is from RefSeq and is a predicted model, not a curated record.